This is a messenger RNA of Rotaria sordida, 1771 nucleotides long. The record is from the annotation of a GenBank genome assembly. NCBI's taxonomy places the organism in Eukaryota, Metazoa, Rotifera, Eurotatoria, Philodinida, Philodinidae.
ACGACAAAUGGUUGCUAUGUCAAAAGAAUUAAAAGAAAAACGUGAAAUUGAAGCACAAAAACUUCAAAUUAAACAAAAACGUCAAUUAGCUAUUCAAAAAGCUGAACAAAUUUAUCAAGAUGCAUUUCUUAAUGUACAAUAUGGUUUUCGAAUUAAACCAUUAGGUUUUGAUCGAAAUUAUAAUCGUUAUUGGUUUUUUCGAGGUUAUCCUGGUUUAUUUGUUGAGAAAGGUUGGAUUGGUUCAGAUAUAAAUUAUUCUGUUCAAUCAUCAUCAUCAUCAUCACAAGAUUCAUCGACUUCUAUGACUGGUGAAAAAUUAAUACCUAAAGAUGAACAAAAUCAAUGGUUUCUUUAUGAUGAUGAAAAUAUAAUUCAACAAUUAUUACAAUCAUUAAAUGAUCGUGGUAUACGUGAACAUAAUUUAUUAGUUAAUCUUAAAAAAGUUAUGCCAUUUAUUCAUACAGAAUUUGAACAAAUAAAAAAAUCUAAAAAUUCUAUUGAACAUCAAGAUGAAAAUAUUGAUAUAACUUAUGAUAUAAUAUCAUCAUUUAAAAGUGAACUUGAAGAUAUUGAAACACGUUUACGUCUUGGUUCAUUAGGUGGUUUUAUAAUAAAUGAUAAUCUUAAUGAAUGGCAAAUAAAAUUAAAACAAUCAAUUGAACGUAUUGAUCUUGCUGAUUUACUUAUACAAUUACAACAAACAGUUGCUGAUAAAUAUUCAACAGGUAUAUUUAAUUUACCUGAUAAAAAAUUUUUACAAAUAUGGAUAAAUGAUUGUCGAACAUGUAAAACAUAUUCACGUUUAUAUGUUUUAAUGAUGAUAUUUGAAAAUUCUAUAACAUGGAAUAAAUCAACACUUGGUAUUAAAUGUAAAAUUUGUCGAAAAAAACAUAAAGAUGAAUAUAUUAUUGUUUGUGAUCAAUGUUGUUAUGGUUUUCAUCAAGAAUGUUUACGUGGUUAUUCAGAUAAUAUAAGAAAUUCUACAAAUGAUUUAUGGUAUUGUCCAGCAUGUCGUCCAUCAUUAACAUCAAAACGACGUAUUAAACAAGAUAAACAAAAAAUUGAUUAUAAUGAAAAUGAUAUUUAUGAUGAUGAUAUGGAAAUUGACACAACAUCAAAUAUAAGUAGUCAUGAACAUAAUAAUCAUAAUUUAACAGAUUCAAAUACGGAUAAUAAUGAUGAUGAUGAUAAUGAUAAUGAUAUUGAAGAUGAAGAACAUAUAUGUAGUGUUUGUGGUGUAGAAAAUGAUUUAAUUCAAUGUACACAAUGUCAUCAAUUUUAUCAUUGUCAAUGUCAUGAACCACCAUUAAGAUGUCCACCAAGAUCAACAACAUGGAUAUGUAAUAAUUGUCGAAAUGGACAUACAAAUGAAAUAAAUCAUUCAUCACGUCAACUGAAAACAAAAAAACAAAUUAAAAAAUCUAAACAAAAAAAGCGUAUACAAUCACAGAAAUAUAAUGGAACACGUAGAAGUACACGUAAAAAUUAUCGUGAAAUUGAUGAAGACGAAGAAGAAGAAAGUGAUGAAGAAGAUAAAACAAUAGCACAGCGACGUUCAAAACGAUUACGACGAUCAGAUCCAUCUCCAAUAAAAAAUAUUGAUAAUAAUCAACAUACACGUCGACGAACUCGUAUAGCAAAAUCCAUAACAUCAUCAUCAUCGGAUGAAGACCAAAUAACAAAUAAUCAUAAUAAAGAUAGUGAUAGCGAACAAAAUGAAGAUGAAGAAGAAAAUGAAAAUAAUAGCAAUGAUUCUCCGUCCUCAGACUAG